AUGUUUAGAAAAGCUGCGAGGCUCAGUUCGUGGUUAUCGUUUAAUUAUCGACCUGUGCGACCCACUGGGACUUUUUAUCUGACUCAAAUGUACGAUACUUGGCUCAAAGACCCUAACUCGGUUCAUGAAUCUUGGAGAAAUUACUUCAGUCGUGCAGACAGCCAAGUCCUUGAAAAACUAAGUCAACAAUCUUCAUUUGGUGACCUUAGGGAAGAAGCUAAAGAAGUUAUAAAAAUUUCCUUGCUGCACCGUGCUUUCCAAAUCCAUGGAUUUAUGCUUGCAGACCUAGACCCACUUAAACUCCACUCAUUAGUUCAUGACCAUGGCGUCGAUGUCAGACUACCAGGGCCAAUUCGUCUGGAGAACUACCAUUUCUCCCCAGAAGACAUGGAAAAGACCUACGAUAUCAGCAAUCAUAUGAUAACUGGGUUCACCUCAUUAAACAGUCCUUCCCAUGGAAAAUGGAAACUUAAAGAUUUCAUUGAAAAACUCAAAAAAGCCUACUGCUCAAACAUAGGGUUUGAAUUUUUCCACAUUCCUUUCAGGGAUGAAACUAACUGGAUGAUUGAGAGGAUCGAAAAAGAUCAUCAAUUUAACUAUAGUGCUGACCAAAAGAAAAGUUUACUGAAAAAAUUAGCCAGAGCUGAACUAUUGGAAAAGUUUCUGCAUAAAAAGUUCACCACUCACAAGAGAUUUGGCUUAGAUGGUCUUGAGUCAUUAAUUUUAUCAGUAGAAGCUGUUAUUGAAAGAGCAGUCGAUCAAGUUAAGUUAAAGGUUAUGCUGGAUAUAAACGGGUAAAUCCACUAUACUGUGAGCACGGUUAUAGAUCGACCUUAGAACCCCCCUCCUGACAGUUUCAACUUUAUUGAAAUCUACAAAUUAAAUUUGACUUGUCAAAUCCUUAAUGAGGGAUUUGUCAUUUUGAAUUAGCAAUGCCAUUCAAAUUGAAACCGUUAGGGGGUGGGGGGUGGGGGUGGGGGGUGGGGGGGGGGGGGGGGGGGGGGGGGGGGGGGGUGGGGGGGUGGGGGGUGGGGGUGGGGGGUGGGGGGGGGGGGGUGGGGGGGGGGGGGGGUGGGGGGGUGGGGGGGUGGGGGGUGGGGGGUGGGGGGUGGGGGGUGGGGGGUGGGGGGGGGGGGGGGGGGGGUGGGGGGUGGGGGGUGGGGGGGUGGGGGGUGGGGGGGGUGGGGGGUGGGGGGGUGGGGGGUGGGGGGUGGGGGGGUGGGGGGUGGGGGGUGGGGGGGGGGGGGGGGGGGGUGGGGGGUGGGGGGGGGGGGGGGGGUGGGGGGGGUGGGGGGUGGGGGGUGGGGGGUGGGGGGGGGGGGGGGGGGGGUGGGGUGGGGGGGGGGGGUGGGGGGGGGGGGGGUGGGGGGGUGGGGGGGGGGGGGGGGGGGGGGGGGGGGGGGGGGGGGGGGGGGGGUGGGGGGGGGGGGGGGGGGGGGGGGGUGGGGGGGUGGGGGGUGGGGGGUGGGGGUGGGGGGGGGGGGGGGAGUUUCAGGUCGAGCCAUGCCUGUUCUGGAGGUAUAGCUGCCGAUCUUGGCUCCAAAGAUCUUCCUUUUGGAUUUCCGACCUGAAUUACCUGUCCAAGGGCUCCUAAGGCAGGCACAGAUGGCCCCGAUGAGAAGAAAUCAUGUAAUAGGUAAAAUCCCCUCGCCUAUCUAUCUGGCGGCACAGGAGAACCUUAGGGUGAGAAACAAAACUUCCCUUUUCAGCAAAGCUUCUUAAGCCUGAAGGCUGCUCCAAAAAUGGGGAGAGAUCUUUUUUCAGCUUCAGACCUGCUCCAUAGGGAGCUAUCUUCUGUGUCCAAUUUUCUUCGUCGUUGCCAGUUUAUUUCUUGCAGUUGAUCAAAGUUAAGAUCUAAAAGGCUAUAAGCGGAUAAACCCUAGCCUGUCUCAUGGUGUAAACCCACCUAACCUCGUCAUCUCUUUCAUUGUCCCAUUAGUCCCGAUAAGCAAAGGAUAAGCGGGAGACAAAACCUGUCCAGCCCAUCUAGCAGGAACAGGGAAAACCUUGGCGGAGAAACAAGCCUUCCUUCUUCAGCAGGCAUCCUCAAACCCGAAAACAAACUUACAUAGGCAUAUAAACCUGCUUCAGCUUUAUCAGGAUGGAUCCUACAUACUCCAUAGGAUCGUGCCUGGGAUUGAUUUUCAUCAGCAUCGCCAUUUUAUUUCUUCAGUUGAUCAAGGAAUUGAUACUUUUGUUAUUGGAAUGCCGCAUAGAGGAAGACUAAACAUGCUUGCCAACGUCUGUGGAAGUUCUUUAACUGACAUGUUUGGCAUGUUUUUAGGGUCCAAUGCUAGACUCUUAGAAGAAGGCGAUGUGAAAUAUCAUUUAGGUCAUACUGCAAUCAGAACAAUCAAUGGAAAAUCAGCUACAAUCAGCCUCUUAGCCAAUCCUUCACAUCUAGAAGCUGUCGAUACAGUAGCAGUCGGCAAAGCCCACGCUAUGCAGUUUUACCAAAACAGCCCAGAUAGAACCAUGUGCAUUCUUAUUCAUGGUGACGCAGCUUUAGCAGGGCAAGGCGUCGUUUUUGAGCAAAUUCAAAUGGAAGACUUAUAUGAUUAUAGCACUGGAGGCGUUAUUCAUAUAGUAGCAAACAACAAUAUAGGUUUCACCACCACUCCUAGAGAAGCAAGAUCUGGACUCUUCCCUACAGAAAUCGCAAAAUCUAUAUCAGCCCCAAUUAUCCAUGUUAAUGGUGACUGCCCUGAAGAAGUCGACUACGUCUCUCGGAUGGCUUGCGACUGGCGUAGAGAAUUCGGAAAAAGCAUAUUUAUUGAUAUCAUUGGGUAUCGAAGGUAUGGACACAAUGAGCUGGAUGAGCCGCUUUUUACAAACCCUAAGAUGUACCAGAUUAUCAGUAAGCAUGAGUCUUGCUAUGAUCUCUAUUCAAAGAAGCUGAUUAAUGAAAAAAUUUUGUCUGGAGAAGAAGCUACAAGUCUAACCCAGUCUGUUUUAAAUGACUAUGAAUCUUCAUUUAGCACUGCUAAAGAAUUCAGUGAAGACGAGUUGAAAAACCGAAAUAAAAACUACACUGAGUGGUCACCUAUAAAAACAGCUCAAAGAGAUCCAAGAAGAACUGGAGUUUCAGUUGAUAGAAUCAGAGAACUUGGCCUUCAAAUCAAUACAAUUCCUGAAGAAUUUCAUGCCCAUCCAAGUAUAACCAAAAUUUUCAAACAAAGAUACAACUCUAUCGAAAACGGAAGAGGAAUUGAUUGGGCCACUGCAGAAGCUUUGGCUUGGGCAAGCCUACUAGCAGAUGAUGGUGUCCAUGUACGAAUCAGCGGAGAAGACGUCCAAAGAGGCACUUUUUCACAAAGACACGCAGUUAUACAUGACCAAAAAAAUGAAAAGACCUAUGCCCCUCUUAACUUUUUAGCUAAAAAUCAAGCCAAGUUUACAGCAGUGAAUUCCUUAUUAAGUGAAAUGGGAGUUUUAGGUUUUGAGUAUGGGUUUGCUUUAGCCAACCCUAAUGCCCUUGUCUUAUGGGAAGCCCAGUUCGGUGAUUUCGCUAAUGGUGCACAAAUUAUCAUAGACCAAUUUAUUACAAGUGGUGAAGCCAAGUGGGGUCAAGAAGCUGGACUUGUCAUUUUAUUACCUCACGGCUAUGAUGGCCAGGGCUCUGAGCACUCCUGUGGUAGAAUCGAGCGUAUUUUGCAGCUCUCUGCAGACGAUCCUAACAAUAUCCCAACAGACUGGAUCGUCGAAGGUAUGCAGAUUUACCACAACAACAUCCAAGUUGUCAUGCCGAGCAACCCUGCGAACUAUUUCCAUAUGCUGCGUCGACAAAUUCGCAGAGAAUUCCGUAAGCCUUUAUUUGUGUUUUCUCCAAAGCGUCUAUUGAGGCAUAAAGAAGCUGUUUCUACAAUCGAAGAAUUCAAUAACGAUAGAGUUAGCAGAGCUUAUGACGACCCUAGCAAAGAUUUGGUAGAAAAUGAAAAAAUAAGGAAAGUAAUUUUCUGCUCUGGGCAGGUUUACUAUGACUUGGUGGAAGAAAGAAGAAAAAGAGACAUAAAAGAUAUUGCUAUUUGCAGAAUUGAACAAAUUGCGCCAUUCCCGUUUGAUAGGGUACAGCAUCAGGCUCAUAAAUAUAUAAAUGCUACAUAUCAUUGGGUACAAGAAGAGCCAUUAAAUUUAGGUCCUUGGGGAUAUGUACAGCCAAGAAUUGAUACAGCGUUGAAAGCAUUAGGGUUUGGCCCAGCUGGUGUAGUUUCAAGGCCUCCAUCUGCUGCUGCAGCGAGUGGGUAUGCUUCAGUCCAUACCAAGCAACUUAUAGAAUUAUUAGAUAAAGCCAUGAAUUAA
Blepharisma stoltei is the source of this 4299-nucleotide messenger RNA. The record is from the annotation of a GenBank genome assembly. Lineage: Eukaryota; Ciliophora; Heterotrichea; Heterotrichida; Blepharismidae.